CCCUCCAGGGAGCUGCCGGUGAGCUCAGCCCCUUGGCGUUUCCUUCCUGCCCGCCACGCCGGUGCCUCUCCGCGGCCCCACGCUGCUCUCCCGCCUUCCUCCCGCUCCUCGCCCUAUUGGCACAACCGCUCGGGGCUGUGCUGCGGCCCCAGCCGCCUCGACCUCUCGACGCAGAGCGGGGAACGCGCAGGAUCGGACCGGGUGCUGCGGCCGCAGCCGAACAAACACCUGCCCCGGCCCGCGUUCCCCAGCUGCCCAUCACCACCGGCCGCUGACUCACCGACCCAGACCCGGUCCGCCCCCGGAGCCUCCAGACCACAGUGGGACCGGCAGCAUGGAGCCCGUACGCACCAUGGCGGACCUCAUCCGAACCUCCACCGACGCCUACCUGUCCAGGAGCAGCAGCAUGGCACGGCGCCCACGGAGCAGCAGGGCCUGGCACUUUGUCCUCAGUGGGGUGAGGCGCGAGGCCGACACCCGGGCGGUCACCUUGGCCACUGGUAGCCGUGGCUGGGGCUAUGACUCGGAUGGACAGCACAGCGACUCUGAUUCGGAGCCAGAAUUCUCCUCCCUCUCUCCCUCCAUCCCCAGUGCCAUCCCUGUCACUGGGGAGUCCUACUGCAACUGCCAGAACCAGAACCAGGCACCCUACUGUUCCAGCCUGCAUGCCCUCCACCGUCUCCAGGACUGUCAGUGUGGCGAGGAGGAUGAGUAUUUUGACUGGGUGUGGGAUGACCUGAAUAAAUCGACAGCCACGCUGCUGACCUGUGACAACCGCAAGGUGAACUUCCACAUGGAGUACAGCUGUGGCACUGCUGCCAUCCGGGGCAACAAAGAACUGGCAGAGGGGCAGCACUUCUGGGAGAUCAAGAUGACUUCCCCAGUCUACGGCACAGACAUGAUGGUGGGAAUUGGGACAUCAGAUGUCAACUUGGACAAGUACCGCCACACCUUCUGCAGCCUGCUGGGCAGGGAUGAGGACAGCUGGGGACUCUCCUACACAGGGCUACUGCAUCACAAGGGAGACAAAACAAACUUCUCCUCGAGGUUUGGCCAAGGCUCCAUCAUUGGGGUGCACUUGGACACAUGGCAUGGGACACUCACUUUCUUCAAGAACCGCAAGUGCAUUGGGGUUGCAGCCACCAAGCUGCAGAACAAGAAGUUUUACCCUAUGGUGUGCUCGACAGCUGCCAAGAGCAGCAUGAAGGUGAUCCGCUCCUGCGCCAGCUGCACCUCCCUGCAGUACCUCUGCUGCUACCGCCUGCGCCAGCUCCUGCCCGGAUACGUGGACACCCUGGAGGUGCUGCCCUUGCCCCCGGGACUCAAGCAGGUGCUGCACAACAAACUGGGGUGGGUCUUGAGCAUGAACUAUAGCACCUCAAAGCCUUCCUCCACCUCCUCAUCAUCAGGAAGUGACUCGGACAGCUCCUGUGGCUCAGAGGCAGAGGCCUGCCAAAGGAAGAGGUGCAGAAGGACAUAAUGUUUCUGCAGACCAGCCUGCUAUGAGGGAGUCAGGUGGAGUUUUGCUCUGCUGCCUGCCAGGGCUGUGGCACCUCCUUCUCCCUGGGGAUGGCCAUGGUUACUAGUUUGUGAAGGUUUCUCUUGGGUCAUUGGAAAUCUUUAGCCUAAACAUCCAUCCUACGCAUGGAAAGGCCUGGGGACUCCAAGAGGUCCCAGCUCUGUGAAACCAAGUGCAAGUGCAGCCAAAUACCUGAGCUUUGUCUGGUGGCUGACUGUUAAAGCCAAUCACCUCUCCCUGCAGGAUCCCUUUUCUCUGCAGACUCUUGGCAGAGACAUGGUUUUGAGUGCAAAAUUCCAGUUUCAAAGGGUACAAGGCCGUCUCCAGACAAACAAGGGACUUGAUUAUCAAGAGAUAAAAUCAAAGGCCAGCCCUCUCCUCUUCACUGCUGGGUGUUGGUUGGGUGUCUGUGAUGAUCUCCUCGCCCUGCUGGGCGCAACAAAAGGCAGCACAAAGGGAAGGGGUCUCCUAGAGAUGAAUUUGCUGCCUGUUGUGACAGAGCAGUACCAUGAGUUGGGCUGUUGGUGAUCUUUCUUGAGCCCCUCUGACUUUAAAUGCUUUGCAUGUUGGCUCCUGCUGCUUCUGCUCUGUCAAGACUGUAUUAAACUGUAACAAUAAAAGUAGAAACUGGUUUUGGUUUCUCCUG
Molecule: messenger RNA, 2165 nt
Organism: Calypte anna (Anna's hummingbird)
Lineage: Eukaryota; Metazoa; Chordata; Aves; Apodiformes; Trochilidae
Gene: SPSB3
Product: splA/ryanodine receptor domain and SOCS box containing 3
Exons: 7
Coding region: 335-1480 (381 amino acids)
Biological process (GO): proteasome-mediated ubiquitin-dependent protein catabolic process
Cellular component (GO): SCF ubiquitin ligase complex
Molecular function (GO): protein binding
Source: RefSeq, a predicted model, not a curated record